Molecule: messenger RNA, 4961 nt
Organism: Cydia splendana
Lineage: Eukaryota; Metazoa; Arthropoda; Insecta; Lepidoptera; Tortricidae
Product: ATP-binding cassette sub-family C member 4-like
Exons: 26
Coding region: 424-4638 (1404 amino acids)
Biological process (GO): transmembrane transport
Cellular component (GO): membrane
Molecular function (GO): ABC-type transporter activity; ATP binding; ATP hydrolysis activity
Source: RefSeq, a predicted model, not a curated record
CCGGGAAACUGACAUAAUCGUACUACAUAACGUGUUAUCACUCAGGCGAACGCCUUGUACUUAUCAAUGAUAAAUAAUAAUUCAGGCGCUACCUACGGAGGAAUUUUCAUUAAUUAUGAUAGUGAUGAAUUACGCGUGCUUUAUGACAAUCUGUAUCACAUUAACAUUAUAACGGCGAGGUUGAACCAGACGUGAGCACACGGCAAGGGCGUACAGACGUGUGCCAACUCCAAUGUUCGGUUACUGAAGGGUCAUUGUCUCAGAACAACAAUAUAAUGUAAAAUUUAGGGAAAUUUGGUAGAUAUUUUUAAUUUUCUGACUAUGGUUUUCAUGAUAACGCCUACUACAUAAUUAAUUAUACAUAACUGAAGAAAUUUGUACAGCGUUAUAAUAAUAUUUGUGAAGUGCUAGAUUUUGCCUAAAAUGACCAAGAAACAAAAGGAAGUGAAUGAACACCCGCCGAAAAAGAAAAUGGAGGAGAAGACUUCAAUACAGGAUCCACCCGGGUUAAUUGCAAGACUUGGGUUCUUCUGGAUGAUACCUGCGUUUUUUAACGGUAAUCGCAGGGACUUGGAAGAAUAUGAUUUAAUAGCAGCAAAGAGCAUUUAUGAUUCAAAAAUAGUUGGAGACAAACUGGAACGGGUGUGGUACGAAGAGGAAUUCAGAGCAAAAGCAGCUGGCAAAAAACCGUCCUUCUUAAGAGCACUCAUUAAAGCUUUUGGUUGGUCUUUCUUGCCCGGCGGGUUAAUGCAGCUCACCGCUGAAGCUAUAAGAACGGGAACCCCGCUUCUCUUCGCGCAGCUGCUGAGCUAUUGGCAGGUGGACUCGACUAUGACCGCACAAACGGCGUCAUACUACGCCGGCGGCGUGAUCGUGGCCAACUGGGUUGCAGCCUUCUGCAAUCAUCACGGGAAUUUGUUCUGCCAACAGUUUGGAAUGAAACUUAGAAUUGCGACGAGUUCUUUGAUGUUUAGAAAGGGACAUAGGGCUCUCAGAAGGGAUUUCCAUUCUUCGCGGUCCAGCGCGGCCUCUUCCAGCUCCGCCCAGCCGAGGCCAACUGAUGCCGCCUCUUUUUCCACUGUGCGCCUCCAGGUGGUACGUGGGCGACCUUGUCCUCUUUUUCCGGGAAUUUUCCAGGUCAUGGUAAUGAAUAACGGCGCCCUCGGCGGGACGACUGUGGGUAAAAUCGUCAAUAUUUUAUCAAACGAUUUGCUGCGUUUCGACUUGGCGCUCCUCUUCCUGCACUAUGUUUGGAUUAUACCCCUGCAGUAUGCUGCUGUGUUGUACCUGGGCUAUUUGCAGGCAGGAUCUUCCGCAUUUGUCGGUUUCGCCGCGUUACUGAUCAUCGCCAUCCCCAUACAAAGUGGCCUCAGUCGACUCAUAGCCAAGGUUAGGUUCCGCACAGCUGAAAAAACAGACGACAGAGUUAAGACAAUGAGCGAAGUUAUUAAUGGAAUACAGGUGAUUAAAAUGUAUGCUUGGGAGAUACCAUUCCAAAAAGUAAUUAGUAAAAAGAGAAGCUUAGAGUUAAAAGAAGUGAGAAUUGCAACCAUUCUGAAGACAGUUUUCCUUGGCUUCUUGAUGUUCACGGAGAGGACAGCGCUGUUCAUCGCUAUCCUAGUGUAUAUCCUGCUGGGGAACACGAUGUCGGCAUCUGUGAUAUAUCCGCUGCAGCAAUUCAUGAACACAACGAGCGUGAAAGUGACUCUGAUCCUGCCUUUGGUGCUGUCCUUUACGGCCGAGAUGCGCGUCACGAUUAAACGAGUCGAGGAAUUCCUCGCAUUUGAGGACCGGGCCGACUUGGUGGCGAGCCAGCCGGCCACGCAGCUCCACUUCCCGCGCCGCAAGAGCGAGCGGCCCGUCAGCGCGCUGUCCUACCGACUCACCACUGACGACUUCCUUGAUCCUUCCAACGGCUUCGCCCCGCACGACAGAAAGUUCAGCCGAAGCGUGUCCCAGCUGGACGACGUGGCGGUUGACGUCCGCGAUGUCAGCGCCAGUUGGACGAAUGAUCCCAAUAUGCAAGCUCUUAAAAACAUUACUUUACGCAUUCGAAAAGGAAAGUUGUGCGCGAUCAUCGGAUCGGUUGGGUGCGGAAAGUCGUCGUUCCUGCAACUGCUGCUGAAGGAGCUGAGCCCGUCGUCUGGCAGCGUGUCAAUAUACGGCUCGCUGUCCUACGCGUGCCAAGAGGCGUGGCUCUUCCCCGCUACGGUCCGAGAUAACAUAUUAUUCGGAUUGCCGUAUAUUCCAAGCAAAUACAAAACCGUAUGCAAAGUGUGCGCGCUCGAGAAGGAUUUCAAGCAGUUUCCGUUCAGCGACCAGACGCUGGUGGGCGAGCGCGGCGUGUCGCUGUCGGGCGGGCAGCGCGCGCGCAUCAAUCUGGCCCGCGCUGUCUAUCGUGAGGCGGACAUCUACCUGCUAGACGACCCGCUGUCCGCGGUGGACGCGAACGUGGGCCGGCAGCUGUUCGAGGGCUGCAUCAACGGCUACCUGCGCGGGCGCACACGCGUGCUCGUCACGCACCAGAUACACUUCCUCAAGGCCGCCGACUACAUCAUCAUCCUCAACGAGGGCAAAAUCGAAAAUAUGGGAACAUACCAAGAAUUAAUAAAGAGUGGGAGAGACUUGACAAGAUUUUUGUCGGAAGAUAAAGAAAAAGACAAAGACUCUGUCAAUCUCAGCGCAAAAAGUGAGGACAAAGCAAGCUUGGUUAAGAGAAGUAUAUCUAGAGUGAGCGAAGCCGAAGAGCAGCCAGAAUUCAAGGCUCAGGUAGCCGUGGCAGAGGAGCGGCAGUCGGGCAGCUUGCGGCUGGAGGUGAUCGCCGCUUACUUCCUGUCCGGCAACAGCGUGUGUUACGUCCUGUUCACGGUGGCCGUGGUGCUGGCCGCCACCGCGGCCGCGGCCUCUGCCGACUAUUGGGUCAGCAAUUGGACAAAUGAAAUGGCAAGAUAUGAAGCGGAAGCAGGAAUCGACACGGAUGGCGGGCUGGAUGAGCAGGUGGGUCGGUUCACGACGCGGCAGUACCUGAUCGUGCACGGCAGCAUCGUCGCCGUGCUCAUACUGCUCGUCAACGUUCGCGUGCUGCCCUUUGUGCAACUCUGCAUCGCUUCAUCCCGAAAACUGCACAACAAAAUGUUUUCAGUCAUGUUGAGGGGCAUCAUGCGCUUUUUUGACACUAGCUCUUCAGGGCGUAUCCUAAAUCGCUUCACCAAGGAUAUCGGCGCGGUGGAUGAGAUUCUGCCGCGUACACUCCUCGACGUGUUCCAGAUAUACAGCACGCUGGGCGCCAUCUUGACUCUUAAUGCCAUCGCCCUCUACUGGACUCUUAUACCUUCUGCGGUGCUCAUUGCCAUAUUCGGGAUCUUCGUUAAAAUCUACUUAAACGCUGCUCAGAGCAUUAAGCGUCUAGAAGGCACAACAAAGAGUCCCGUAUUCGGCUUAGUGACGUCUUCUCUUAGUGGCAUUUCAACUAUAAGAUCUUGUGGAGCCCAAAAGAAACUAAUUGAAGAUUUUGAUCGGCAUCAGAAUUUGCAUACGGCUGCUUGGAAUGGCUUCUUAGGAGGGGGUGCAACUUUCGGCUUUUAUUUGGAUACCCUAUGCUGUAUUUACUUGGCAACUAUAAUAUUUGUCUUCUUAUACGUUGACUUUGGCGGAGCGAUAUCGAUCGGCAGCGUGGGGCUGGCGGUGACGCAGAGCCUGACGCUGACCAUGAUGCUGCAGCACGGCGCGCGGAUGUUGGUGGAGUUCCUCGCGCAGCUCACCAGCGUCGAGCGCGUGCUGGAGUACAGCCGCAUCGACACCGAGACUAACCUAUUUGAAGGACAGGUGGCUACUCCUCACAUCUGGCCAUCACAGGGCAGGAUCGUAUUCCAAAACGUGAACAUGCGUUAUGCGCCCGACGAAGCCCCGAUACUAAAGAACUUAAAUAUUACAGUCGAAAGUGGCUGGAAGGUUGGUGUAGUGGGCAGAACUGGCGCUGGAAAAUCGUCCCUAAUUUCUGCAUUAUUCAGAUUUGCAUUUUUGGACGGCACUGUCACAAUUGACGGACUGGAUACAUCGCUGAUAGCUAGACAAGAUCUCCGAACCAAAAUUUCUAUUAUACCUCAAGAACCAGUCCUAUUCUCUGCAACAAUUCGUUAUAAUCUAGACCCGUUCAAUGUGUACAGUGACGACGACCUCUGGAGAGCACUCGAACAGGUGGACAUGAAAUCUGCAAUACCGUCUCUGGAUUUCCUAGUAACAGAAGGUGGAUCUAAUUUUUCUGUAGGGCAGCGGCAAUUGAUGUGUCUGGCCCGUGCUGUACUCAGAUCGAAUAAGAUUUUGAUUAUGGAUGAAGCCACUGCCAACGUAGACCCUCAGACUGACAAUUUUAUACAGAAAACGAUCCGCAGCAAAUUCGCUUCAUGUACGGUGUUGACGAUCGCUCACCGGCUCAACACCAUCAUGGACUCGGACCGCGUGCUGGUGAUGGACAGCGGCGAGGUGGCGGAGUUCGACUACCCCUACCACCUGCUCUCCGACCCCAACAGCCGGCUGUCCUCUAUGGUCCGGGAGACUGGGGACUCGAACAUGGCUCGUCUGUUUCAGAUAGCCAAAGAUGCCUAUUUCCAAAGUAAUCUGAAAGAAAACGCCUCAUGAACUGAAUCCAAAGUAAUUAUAACAAAACGCCUCAUGAAAGUUACUAAUACCAAAAGGCGAGUCGGUUUACGCUGUUGUCACGCUGAUGUGGAUCCACUCUGACAGACAACGCUAUGCCCGUAUCUAUCACCGGCUACGUGCGGAUGGAAAUAGGCAUCCAAUGCGAAGACCGCUACACUGACUACUCUGACAGAGUACAAAUGAAAGAGUACCUUUUUAUUUAAAGAAGUAUUUUUUUACAAUUUAGUCAGAUAAUUAGUAUCUAAUUUAGUUAAAGGUAUCUACUUUUAACGUAUACAUUUUACAUAAAGAAAUAAAAUUUU